AUGGCUACUCUUGCGAGAUCAGGAGGACUUGCGGUUAAAGUGAUUAGUGGGGCUCAGCCGCACUCGAACUUUGUUGCGGUUUCUCCGGCUGCCGGAAAUGUGUCAGCCUUUCGAGAAGUUCCAGCUGAGUUUGCCACUGCCGAUGCUCGCCAAGCUGUCGUGAGCAAGAGCACUUCGGGCGUCUUCUCCAGCGGACUUGCUGUUAAAGGAAUUAACGUUACAUCUCGUCGUUUUGCUCACACUGAUGUGACUUUCCCAAACUUUGAGUCCUAUCGCCGUGAUUCUGCUAAAAACCCACAAGUCCCAGCUCGUGACACCGAAGAUCAGAGGCGUGCUCUUCCAACAGCUCUCUACUAUGGAGCUGGAGGAGUUCUGUCUCUCUGGGCUGGAAAAGAAGUUGUUCAAACUCUUGUUGCUUACAAGGCUAUGGCCGCUGAUCAACGUGCGCUGGCUUCUAUUGAAAUCAACAUGAAGGACAUUCCAGAAGGACAAACCAAGACUUUCGAAUGGCGUGGAAAGCCGGUCUUCGUUAAGCAUCGUACCAAGGCUGAAAUUGCUAGAGAAAAGGCUGUUCCAGUCGCUGACCUGCGUCAUCCACAACACGAUGAUGAACGUGUCCAAAAGGACGAGUGGUCCGUAGUUAUUGGCGUCUGCACUCAUCUUGGAUGCGUGCCAAUUGCUAACGCUGGAGAUUUCGGAGGAUAUUAUUGCCCAUGCCACGGUUCCCAUUAUGACGCUUCUGGUCGCAUCAGAAAGGGCCCAGCUCCUCUUAACAUGCACGUUCCAGCUUAUUCGUUCAAGGAUUCAACUAUCGUCAUUGGUUCAAGCUAA
Molecule: messenger RNA, 831 nt
Organism: Caenorhabditis bovis
Lineage: Eukaryota; Metazoa; Nematoda; Chromadorea; Rhabditida; Rhabditidae
Source: the annotation of a GenBank genome assembly